AUGAGCUUCCCGAACCCAUUGGCACUGCCGCUCCCUGUCCAUGUCCAACCUGCUGUGCCGCCGACUGCAGCCGAACAAAACCACCCUGCUUUACCCGACACCACCGAAAAUCAACAUGCACCUUACCUUGCGGAUCCGGAAAAGGUGCCCCUCCUCCCUGCGCCAGUUUCCACUCCCACGCAAGCCCUAGGAGAUCAAGUAGCUUGUCUGAUCCCGAACUGUGAGGUGCUCUCUGACGGGCUUGAGAAUUGGUGGCUGCACACGCAUCAUGCGCAUCGUAACGAGCUUCAGAAAAUCCACUGCUUCCGGUGCCAUCAAAAGUACAGCCAAGUGGGCAGCCUCCGUCAGCACUUGCAGCAGCACCUCCCGUGGCGGGCCUGCCUGAUCUGCAACCUUGAUUUUCUGUCGCCGGCUCGACUUGACGCACACCUGAACAAAGGCGCAAUAUCCCCAAAAACACAGGCAAACCGAGCUGCUGGCAGUAGUCAAAGCGGACUCUACAAAUGCAAGCACCCAAACUGCUCUUCGAGCCACACCAGCAACAGCCAACUGUCCCGCCACCUUGACACCCACAAGCAAGGGGGCCGCUUUCAUUGCCCAUCAUGCGCCAAGGUCUUCAAGCGCGUUGAGGCGCUCGCGCGUCACUUCAAGAAAGCGCAUCGGGGACGCUGCCCCGCCAAUCGACCCAAC
This is a messenger RNA of Mesorhabditis spiculigera, 690 nucleotides long. NCBI's taxonomy places the organism in Eukaryota, Metazoa, Nematoda, Chromadorea, Rhabditida, Rhabditidae. The record is from the annotation of a GenBank genome assembly.